AUGGGGGAGGUAACUGUUCCCAAAAAAUUACCGGACAAUUCUCAUCAUGUCGUUGUAAAACUGGAAACCAUCCAUGUUCCGGCUACCUCGGUUGACACGUCACCGUUCUCUCACGAGUUUAUCUCCUAUGAGUUCACACCAAAAGAAGAUACCGCUCUUGUGGCGGAGAGGAUCAAGUACGCCAGCAUUGUGGUAACGACUACCGUGCCGAUAAAUGCUCAAACACUUGGUGAAGCGCCAUACCUAAAAUGUGUCAUAACAGAAACAGCAGGCACAAAUCAUAUUGACGUCGAGGAGUGUGAAAGGAGAGGAGUUGCUAUAUACUCGGCGCCAACUGCAGCGGCGGAUGCGGUCUCAGAACAUGCCCUCGGCUUGUAUUUUGCCACUCGACGGAGCUUUGUGUCAGUUCAUAACGCACUUUAUGACUAUGGCCCCUCCCGGGCUAAUGGCUGGAAAACAAACGGGAGUCUAUCAUCUAUUAUCAAGGACAGCAAGGGGCAACCUCCCCGUAGCAGUAAGAAUGAAACUGUGGGCAUUUUUGGAUACGGACCAAUUGGCCAGCGCAUAUCCAACCUCUGCAAGGCUUUGGGAAUGAAGGUCAUCGUCGCUGGCCGGAAAGACUCAAUGAGCCACGAUGAUCCUACCCGCGUUCCCUUUGCAGAGGCGGUUAGUGAGGCUACCGUUCUGUACAAUAUUUUGCCGCUACUCCCACAAACUCUUGGCACAUUUGGUCCUGCCGAAUUCCAAAAAAUGAGAUCAGAUGCCAUCAUCAUCAAUGUCGGACGGGGUGGUACUAUCGAUGAGGCGGCUCUAUUCGAUGCACUUUCCGAGGGCCGAAUUCAUGGAGCAGCAACUGAUGUCUUUGAAAAGGAACCUGCGGGAUGUGCAGAAGAUAGUGUUCUUCUUAGCGAGGAGGCGAAGCGGUUGAAUCUCACGCUCACACCACACUUGGCCUGGUGUGCUGAUCAGACCACUAUCAAUCUCCAGCAAUCACUGAAGGAUAAUAUUAGGGAAUAUAUAGAAAAGUAA
Molecule: messenger RNA, 1029 nt
Organism: Clonostachys byssicola
Lineage: Eukaryota; Fungi; Ascomycota; Sordariomycetes; Hypocreales; Bionectriaceae
Source: the annotation of a GenBank genome assembly